AUGGCGAACAACAUUCUCUGGAAGUUGCGCUCUGGAUGCUUGUUUUCUGACGAUGACAUUAAGAAGAACUUCGGUUUCGCUUCAAAUAAAAGAGGAAUAAAACAGGCAGAUGCAAUGCAGAAGCGUUACAGGCAAUGCUUAGAAUUGAUGAAAGCUUGUUUGGCUGGCAUCUCUACCGCUGGUUUUGAAAAGUACGAUCGAGUUUUAUGCGCGUGCGUCGACGUGGUAGCAGAAACUGCACCUCUUCUAACGAAAACGAAAGCCGAAUGGAUCAACUCGGUAUCAGCAGAGCUAGUGAAGCUUUUACUUAUUUCUUUGAGACAGGCGACGAAAGCUAGCGGUACGCACGACAUCAUUUUCAAAUGUGGAAAUACGUUGAGAUACGUGAUGGAACUGAUAGACACAGACUGUCAGCAGACGCGUGACAUGGAAGCCGUAACGAGAGACUCGUACGAGAUAAUGUGGAGGGCAAGCAAGAAGUACGACGGAAGUGAAUGCUUGACGUUGCGAAGAGAGGCUCUGUUUCUGAUCUGCAAUGAAGACGUUGAUUUCAAUUGGCUCUCUAGAAGAGUCUAUGAAUGUAUGGAGAUGGUGGAUGAUGAGGAUACGGCAGCAGUAAUGCAGUCCGUUUAUGACUCUCUUCUGCCACUCAUUCGAGAAAAGUUUGAUGCUUCAACUAGAGACGAACUGUUGUCCAUCGUGAAACUGCACUUGUGGCAUAUUCAGACUUGCUGCAUUUUGGGUCAGUUUGACGUCGCUCAAUUCACAGGUGGUGAGGUUUUGACGCUUUUGGACGGUCAAAGUGAGAACUCUACAAAGCAUCUUGCUUGCUCACUGUGUCAUCUGUGUAUUGGAAGUAUUCUAGCGGCAAAGCAAAAACAUACAUGCCAAGAGUUUGAAAAGUCUGUAGAGUUUGUCAGAAAGCUGCUAUCAUCAGGCCGGAAGGUUGAGAAGAAUCGUCUAGAACUUGUAAAGGAAUGUCUGAGAACUGUAAGACUGGCGCUAGAUGUUGUCGCUGAGAGUGCUGACAGAAUGCUAGCACAAGGCUUUGAUACGUGUCUCAUUGUGUAUUGUGAAUUACUUCAAUGUGAAAAUGAUGACACAGACCAGCUGGAGCUGAUGCGAUGCUUGAUACUUCAUGCUCAACUUGUUUCAUCUAAUGCAAUUCGGUGCAGUGAGAAACUGAUGAGAGCUGCUGACAUUCUCUCUUGUGUUGAAGUUGAAGUUGCUGAUGUUGAUCGAUUGACAUCUACUGCUCUUCAGUGUGUUCAAAAGUUGUGUGAAUGUGGCAUGAAACGAGAUGCAAUAAACUUGCUGGAGAAGCACACGGAUGUUGUCAGCACUUGGUGUCACAACUGGAGACAGUCUGAUUCACUGAUGAAUGUUCUAAUACAGGUUGAUUUGAUGUCACUUUAUGUGAAAUUGUCAGUCUUACUGAUAUCUGAUCAUCAGUUGUCUCAUUCCCUUCAUGUCUUGACUGCGGCUUUAUCCCUUCUGCCUUUGUCACUGGUGACUGAUGAGAGUUUGCCUGCUGACCUCAUUGAGCAGUGGGUUGCUCAAGAACUCAAGAAGAAGGAACAAGCAUCACAAUACGCUAUAAAGAGUGUGUUGGAAGUAAUUAGCAAGUCAUCAGACGUGUUGUCGUCAGAGAAAGAGGGAUGCGGUUUGAUGGUCCAGGCUGAACUGGACUGUUACAGACGACAAUCAACAUGUAUUGCCAGAGAGCAUAUGGUAAAGGUUGUUGGUCAGCUAAUUGACUUAUGGAGUUCAUAUGAACAUUCUGACAGAAAGGGUCAUGCACUCAUACAGAAGGGGCUACUUAUCAAGCGGUCUAAUGCAAAUGAGGCUUCUGGCUGUUUCACUGAGGGCAUUCAAUUGUUGUCACAAAGAGAUGUGGUGUCAUACGCUCAGAAGGAUGCCUUAGCUACUGCUUAUCUCUCUUUGGCUCUUUGUGUGUACGAGAAGUGUGGAAAGAAACAGGAUUCUAAGCAUGAAGUAGACAGCACUGUACGUGUUCUCAAAUUUGAUGAUACUGAAUGUGACGAAACUCUUAACGGCUCUUCUCGUCCUGGUAUUGAAACAGUGAAGGAGAAUUUGUCACUCGCAUUGGCUACUUGGAUACAGUUGAUCAGCAGCAUUGCAACAGAGGAAUUGGCAACCUGCAUCGAGUCUUGUGAAAUUGCCUGUAACAACAUUUUAACAACAGGACGAUUGUUGCAGCUCUUAGAUCAGCAUAUCUUGGCAGUGAAGGCUCACUGUCUUGCUCUUAAACUUUGCUCAGUUCUGGCCAAUUCGUCUCUCACAAUCUGUACUCUUUGUACAGCAGUGCGUCUUCUUGUGGAUAUAGGGGAGUUGGGUCGUGCGGCCACUCUUCUACAAGAGGCUGAGGAUGAGCUGGGAUGCAUUGCUACACCGCCAGAGUGUCUAGUCUGCACGGUAGAUGUUGAAAAGUGUUGGGUGUUAUGGCAUCAAGGCAAGAUUAGUGAAGCUUGCCAGUGCGCAAUGGAUCUGUUUGGGCGACCACUGAUGGAGCAGAGAUAUCAGAUCUCGUUUAUUCUUCAAGCGAGGCUCUAUUCAUUGUGUAGCUGUCUUCUAUCUGUUGAGUCAUGCGAUCCUUCUCUUAGUGUUUGUCUAAAGAAGAGAAUGAAAUCAUUUCCAUUGACAAGGCUGGAACCAUUGCUGGAUGCAGUCAACAUCUGGACGAGCCUUGCCAAUGUGAAGAAGAUUGAUAGGAAAGGAACAGAGGUGUUACUUACAGAUCAACGACCCGACCUUGUAUGGGUUGUGUUGAACGAAUUGAUGAAAGCGAUCAUACAUCUAAGCUCUAUUUACUUUGAACAGCAGCUUUCUGCUAACUGCACUGGCUUACUGAAUGAUGGAUUGCACAUGUCAGAGGCAUUUGAAUUGCAUGGAUGGCAAAGUCGCUUUCAUCGCUGUCUCAGUGAUAACUAUGCUGUGAUGGGUGACACUGAAAAAUAUGAGCAUCACUUGAGAAUUGCCGAGGCGUUGAAGUCAACAGAAGUGGAAGAUCCUGUGGCAGUUAAAGACAGAAUUCUACUUAGCCUAGCACAUACCAGAAGUGGCACGUCUCACACAGAUCAUUUGACUCUAGUUGAUGAGUUGUGCUUAACAUUGUCUGGUUAUGUUGAAAAGUUUGAGGACAGUCUGAAGAAUCAUGACCCUCAAAUGAUUUUACCAAUCAAGAAAAAGGAAAAGAUAGCAGUUCAUACUAAGGGGCUCAAACGAAAGAAGAAGCAACCACCUGUUGUUGACAAGAACAAGUUGCUUACUGUUUGUCUUAUUGAAGUCCUGGCAGUGAAAGCUGAAUUGUGUCUUGCUGACAAGGAUUUUUCUCAGUGUGUUGAGUUGAGUGAGAGAGGAAUGACCGUGAUGCAUGUCAAUGAUUGUAGAAGGGAUGAGCAAUGUCAUUGUCCAUUGUUGGUCACAGAACCAGUGUUGGCAGCUCGAUUGCUAUACUGUCGCUCUGCUGGCUCUCUUGGUCUUAAUAAUGAAUCUACAGAGUCAGUUUGUGUGUGGUUGGAACAUGCUUUGUCUCUCAUUCGCCAUUGCAGUCCUGUGCAGCUUCUGCACAAUAUCUGUCAUUGCCUUGUCUAUGUCCACGCGGGAUCAAAUUCUUGGGAGGCCGCUUAUUACCUUCAUCUGUCAGCAGCAUGCUCUUUGAACCAUCAAGCUGUUCGUGUCUGGACAGAGCAAAUUCGUAAGCUGAGCAAGGAUGGCGGCAGUCGUGAUGCUGAAGAGUGGUUGGCAUUGUUGCACUACCAAAAGAGUAUUGUUGCUCAUGUACUGACACAAUCAACAGAAUUGAAGAGUCAGAUUUCUGAACUGCUUCCACCAGGUUGGUCAGUAUGUGGUUUGGGUAUAUUGUCUUUGCCUUUCAUUGCUUGCCCCGUCUUGGCUAUCACAAGAUUGCAGGCGUUUUCUCAGCCGAUUGUUGUCUUGCAUCAAUUGCAGCAUGAUGAAUCACAGGACAAAUGCAGAGGAAAAGAUUGUGAUUGUGCGGUAUAUGUUCGUGAAAAGUUGGAUCAUCUGCUUAUUGAAUUGAUGGACACAAGCAAGAUGACCAAAACACAUUGGAAAAAUGCACGUACUUCUUUGGACUCGUCUGUGGCGAGUUUAUUAUGUACAUUGGAGGAUAGCUGGCUCGGUUGUUGGAAAGGUUUAGUCUGUGGAGAAGUAGAAAAUGAGAAACUACAACAACAGAUGAAGACAAUGGCAAAGAAAAUUACUGCUUUUGUUUCCAAAUUGACAGGAGUUACUACAGAACAAGGAGACUGGAAGACUAUGCUGAAUGGGUUGUCAAGUUUGAGUAACCAGCAAAUUGAAGAUUUUAUUCAAGCGGUCACAGGAGCUGAGUGUCUGACAACAUCAAUCUUGAAUAAAAUUGUGAAGCAAGUAAAGGAUUGUGGCAGUCGUCUUUUUACUUCUAGUUCUGCUGUAAAGCGGUCUCCAGUUAUUUUGAUUCUUGACAAGAGUCUUCAGCAGUUGCCGUGGGAAUCAAUUCCUCUUUUCAAACAUCAGAAUGUGUCUCGCAUGCCAUCACUUGCAAUGCUUUGCUGCCAUCUUCAUGCAACAAAAGCUCGAUUUCAAAUCAACCCACAUAAUGCAUUCUUUAUAUUGGAUCCAGAGAAGAACAUUGGGAUAAUGCAAGACAAAUUUCAGAAAUGGUUUGCAAGCGAGGUUGGAUGGUCAGGGUUGAUAGCUGAACAACCAACUGCUGAUCACUACAGAAAAGCUCUCACAGAAAAAGAUUUGUUUCUAUAUUUUGGACACGGCAAUGGUCGUCAGUAUGUGACUUCUGGUACAAUUGAAAAGCUGAGAUGUCGAGCUUUGACAUUCCUAUUUGGCUGCAGCAGCGGGAAACUAGUAUCUCGUGGCCUGAUGGAGCCCACUGGUCUUCCAUACAGCUAUCUAUUGGCUGGAUGUCCUGCUCUGGUUGGCAAUCUGUGGAAUGUGCUGGACAAGGACAUGAGUAGCUUUGCUGAGGCCGUUCUCAAGCAACUGCUGGCAGAUUGUAAUGACGUCUCCUUGACUGCGGUGAUUUCUGCUGCGAGAUCAUCAUGUAAUUACAAGUAUUUGAUCGGAGCCGCUCCUGUUAUCUAUGGUCUGCCUCUCAUAUUCGAGACCAAAGAUCAGUAACUCGUUUGGCUUUGGAAAGAUUACACUUGGAAGUAUUGAUAAAAUUAGUUUAUUUUCAGGUAAUUAACCCUUCUCAAGUAGUGAAAUUCAUAUGCAAUUCAAUAGAUAUAUGUGUACAUCUAUGUUCAUUUGGUAUUAUCAGAAAUUGGUAUUUCAAUUAUUAACUACCAGAGUUGACUUUUUGUUCACAGUGUAUGCUGACUUUUUCAAUUGGUCAUCUGUCUUCAUAUUCUCGUGGUCUUCACAGACAACACGACACCUAUAGGCAAUUAGUUACUUCCUGUUCAUGUACCAUU
Molecule: messenger RNA, 5453 nt
Organism: Corticium candelabrum
Lineage: Eukaryota; Metazoa; Porifera; Homoscleromorpha; Homosclerophorida; Plakinidae
Exons: 23
Coding region: 1-5157 (1718 amino acids)
Biological process (GO): proteolysis; meiotic chromosome separation
Cellular component (GO): mitotic spindle; cytoplasm; centrosome
Molecular function (GO): cysteine-type endopeptidase activity
Source: RefSeq, a predicted model, not a curated record